Molecule: messenger RNA, 541 nt
Organism: Jatropha curcas
Lineage: Eukaryota; Viridiplantae; Streptophyta; Magnoliopsida; Malpighiales; Euphorbiaceae
Product: Low-density receptor-like protein
Source: RefSeq, a predicted model, not a curated record
ACAGUAUACUUGUUCCAAAUCCCACACAUUACACAUACACAGAGAUACAGCCAAAAAAAUGGCUUCGCCAACUGCAAGGAUCACGUUUCGAAUUUUAAUUGCGGUUCUGGUGAUAAUGGUCCUCUUUUACGUUGGUCGUCCUCUGUACUGGAAAAUCUCCGCUACCAUUCAAGAGGUCCGCGAAAACAAACGCACCGUUCAACAAGGCAUUUCUCAGAUUGUUUAUGAAGCGCAGAAGUCGGUGGGUUGGUUCCACGAUGAAUCCGAUUCUGGAGUUCGUGAAGACAGGAAAGCGGUAAACCGAAGGCUACUUUUCUAAGGUUAUUACUAUAUUUACAAUCACUUAUUUUCUUUUUUUUUUUAAAUUAAUUGUUUUUUUUAUUAUUGUACUAUGAUUAUAUGAGUGGAUCUAUUCUUCUGUUUAUCUGCUGUAAUAAUGAUUGAAGAUUUUAUUAUUAUAGUAGUGAAUUUCUUAGUAUUAAGAAUUUUUGUGUUUGUUGAUAUUUCUCGGAAUUGUAAGAUAGUAACCUAUUGCACUUCA